UUUUCGAUACAACUUCAAGAUGCUCGAAAUCUUUUAAACAAUUUUUUGGUGAUUAAAAAUUCUUUUCACUGUUGGUGGUGCGAUUUGAUACAAGUACAAUGAAAAUCAUCACCACUUCAAAUAAACAAAAUCAUCCGCCAACAUCAAAAUCGGCAGCCGUAAAACGCAGGCGUUACUUAAUAUGAAAUUGUUUCUUCCCCUCCAAAGGCACCUCACGGACAUGUGCAUUAAUCCAUAAGGCUGUCCCUGCAAUCAGCGAGCUUCCUUUUGUGCAUAGAAGGCAUUUUUUGGAAAGACUCGGUGAUCUGUUCAAAGCAUGCCCAGCAGCCAGCAGUCUUCUCUUCUCUGGAGCAAAAAGGCUACACUUUGAAAUCAAAAUACUUUAGUUCAGCACAAAGCAAAGAAAAGAACGAUGAGGCAGAGAUCAAUUUCAGGCAAGAAUGGUACAUCAGAUCCCAGUUUGAAUUUCAAAUCAGGAUCUGAAAUCCAAAAACAAGUUAGGAGUGGCAAUGGCAAUAAUCAUUUCUGGACUGAAAGAAAUAUUUUCAUAGGUUGUUUAGGGUUCAGAAUUAUCAAUGCUUUGCUUGUACAAACAUAUUUCAACCCUGACGAACACUGGCAAGCUCUUGAAGUUGCACAUCGUAUUGUUUUUGGAUAUGGUCAUUUAACAUGGGAAUGGGAGAAGGGUAUUCGGAGCUAUCUUCAUCCUUUGAUAUUUGCUUUGUUGUACAAGAUACUUGCCAUAUUUCAACUGGACACAGUUUGGUUCAUGAUUAAGACUCCUCGGCUUCUUCAGUCUUUAUUUGCGGCAAUUGGAGAUAUCUACUUGUACAAGCUAGCUGAUCGUUGUUUUGGCAAGCAUGUUUCACAAUGGGCACUCUUUUGUCAGAUGACAAAUUGGUUUAUGUUUUUCUGUAUUACUCGAACCUUGUCAAAUAGCUUGGAGACAGUGCUGACAAUUGUAUCUCUGUUUUACUGGCCCUUUUAUACAUCUCUUCCUGGUGAAGCACAUUACUCUCCUAUGUCAAGAAAGAUAGCUCUUUUUGUAGCAGCAAUAUGUUGCGCUAUUCGGCCCACAAGUGCAGUUUUGUGGUUUUAUCUUGGUAUCAUACAUUUGUACAAGGCACACGACAAAACAAAGUUUCUUUUCUUUGAGCUCAUUCCAAUUGGGGCCAUUGUACUUGUCACAACAUGUUUAUUGGACCGCUGGAUGUAUGGAACUUGGAUAUUGGUGCCUCUGAAUUUUUUGAAAUUCAAUUUUCUUUCAGCUGGCGGAGAUUAUUAUGGAACACACCCUUGGCACUGGUACUUUACACAGGGUUUUCCUGCAAUGGCCUUUACAUUCUUACCUCUUUCGGUAGCUGGUAUUUGGCUAUCAAAAGAAUGGCAGUUAGCUGGAUUGAUUGGAUGGGUUUUGGGGCUUUAUAGUGUCCUUGGCCACAAAGAAUUUAGGUUUGUUCUGCCAGUACUCCCAAUUACCAUGAUGUUUAGUGGAUACUCACUGGCCGAGCUGGACAAGCAUAGUUUUCCUUCACAACAAAAAAUGGGAAAGUUAAAUGAAACUAAAAAAUGGUCGUGGAAAUUUUAUGUCAUCUUCAUCCUGCUCAUAACAAAUAUUCCAACAGCUUUAUAUAUGAGUUUGGUGCAUCAGAGAGGGAGUGAAGCUGUAAUGAUUUUUCUAGCCAAGGAGGCAGACAAGGGCCAUGUCCAGAGUGUGACCUUUUUAAUGCCUUGCCAUGCAACUCCUUAUUAUGCAUCAGUGCACAAAAAUUUGACAAUGCGCUUCCUGGACUGUACUCCAAGUGAUGUUGGCAGCAGUACAGAGCAGAUUAUGGACGAAUCGGAUUGUUUUAUUAGAGACCCAUUAGGUUUUGCAUCAAAUAUGCUUGACAGUCUGCCUCUACCAAGUCAUCUAGUGCUAUUUGAUGCUCAGGAAGUGCAAUUGAGAGAUAUUUUGGCUUUGCAUGGUUACAUAAAGGCUCAAAAAUAUUUUCAUUCACAUUUUCGAGUUGAUCGUGAGCUACAAGGUUAUGUUGUGGUUUACAUCCAGCACCAAACUGUUUGAAUUUUUGUCUGCACAGUGCACCUUUUCCUAGUAAUCUUUUCUAAAAAUGACAUGGUGUAAAAUAAUUAAUAGGUGCGGACCCGAAUGCUCUACAGAAAUUGGACAGGAUGAACAAUGUGACAGUUUUAUAGAAACACUAACACCCUAGCAUCUAGUUUCAUAUGAUGCCUUCUCCUUAGCAAGGCAUAAUCCAAAUUUUAAAAUGAAACAGAGGAUUGCUAAUGGCAAUAUUGUUUUUUAUCUUCACUUAUAGGCAGGAAAAGCUUAAUUAACUCUUCCAUUACCUCUGUGAGUUGUCUGCACAUAUUUUUUAUUGUCUAAUGAAAGAUCCCAGAUCCAAUCAUGGCAGUGAAUUUUGGUGAUUGGAUGUUUAAUAUAAUUGUUUCUUAUGUA
Messenger RNA from Cryptomeria japonica (Japanese cedar), 2458 nucleotides. RefSeq names its product mannosyltransferase APTG1. Gene Ontology annotation, cellular component: endoplasmic reticulum membrane. Gene Ontology annotation, molecular function: alpha-1,2-mannosyltransferase activity. Gene Ontology annotation, biological process: GPI anchor biosynthetic process. The transcript is spliced from 10 exons. NCBI's taxonomy places the organism in Eukaryota, Viridiplantae, Streptophyta, Pinopsida, Cupressales, Cupressaceae. The record is from RefSeq and is a predicted model, not a curated record. Bases 413 to 2065 code for a protein of 550 amino acids.